Dentiscutata erythropus is the source of this 1751-nucleotide messenger RNA. Lineage: Eukaryota; Fungi; Glomeromycota; Glomeromycetes; Diversisporales; Gigasporaceae. The record is from the annotation of a GenBank genome assembly.
AUGGGAUUCUUCGAUGAUGAAGCGCGAGAAAUUUAUGAUGGAAAAGAUAUUCAUGAACUUAAUGAUAUUUUUGUAAAAAAUGAAGAUAUCGCUGAGAAAUUAAGGAAACUCGUGCCUAAAGCUCAUCGUAAGCUUAUUAAUGAGAAUAAAGAUCAUACUGGAGACGAAGAAGAAGUGGCGACUAAUAGAGCUGGAAACAUUAAAUUUAAAUCUGAAAUAGUAGACAUUAAAUCGUUCCAACACCUUAAUGAUGUAAUGAAAAAUUCUGUUCAAGAAAAUAAAAAUGUUAAAGCUGUUGGAUCUUUUGCAGCUUUUAGUAAAGUAACAGAAACAAACGGAUACCUUCUAAAGCCAGAGAAAAAACCUCAUGUAGCAAAAACGGAUUUGAAUUUAUUAAACGAAGAAGCUAUAUCUCAAGCUCAAAAAGAUGAUAUCGUAUAUUAUGAUGUGAGGUGGGGAACUGUGAUUUACGAAAUUCUUCCCGCCUUGAAAAAAGAUAAUAGAGCUUUUUUUAACGUUGGUGGAUGGACGGGACAGGACGUCAUUGGUAUAAAUGCAACAUCUACUCACGGCAGUGGCAUCAAACUACCACCCUUGUGCUCACUUAUAGUUUCUGUGCUAAUGGUUGUUCCAGGAGACAAAAUUUAUAAAGUAGAACCAACAAAAGGAAUCACGGAUCCCUCCAAAUUUAGCCAGAAGUUUCCAGAUAGAACUUUAAUCCAAGAUGAUAAAACGUUUAAUGCUGCUGUAGUAACUAUUGGCGCUCUUGGUGUGACCUAUGAAGUGACUGUUUGGACAAUUCCCUUGUAUAAUAUUAUAGAAAGAAGGGAAGAAAUUACUUGGACACAAGCCAAAUCUAUCCUAAAGCAGAAACCUUAUUCCACAAAUCCUUAUUUGAAAUUCCGUAAUACUGAAAUUUGGAUAAGCCCAUAUACAGAUUACGCUUUGAUUACUUUAAGAGAUUUGGCGACAAAUGAAGAUGUGAAAAACUAUCCAAAACCCAAGACCAAGGAACUCUUUCAAGAAUUUAUUUCAUUACCUGUAGUGAAAGAGAUAUCAAGUGUUUUAAGCGUUGAUGUGGGUGCGGCUUUAUAUUUGUUAUUGCACCUGUUCCCAGCUAUAAUACCAUUUGUCAAUGAAGAAGCUUUGAAAACUCAAUAUCACAAAGAUCCAGUUGUUGAUAGUUAUGAAUUAAUUUAUAAUGCUCUCGGUUAUGGGUUUGUUAAUGAUUUUAAAGUAAUUUCAGUAGAAUUUUCAUUUUCAAUGAAGGACGAUAACCACAUAUUAGCAACAGACGCAAUUUUGAAAACACUUAAAGAACUACGAGAUAAGCAUAAUUUAAAUAUUCAUGGGCCAGCCUCUAUGAGAUUUUCUGCUGCUUCGCCACAAUAUCUUUCUAUGGGAAAUGGAAGUAGCGAUGAGACCAGAGCAUAUUUGGAAAUGAUUAUUUUGGACGUUUGGAUUGAUCAUUAUAAACGUGUAUUUGAUUCAUUGACUGAAACUGCACUGAAAUUUAAUGCAAGAUGCCAUUGGGGGCAAUAUUUUUCUUCCAAACUUGAUCAUAAAUAUUUAAACAAAGCAUAUGGUGCUCAAAAUGUUGAUUCAUUUAUUGAACAGAUUAAGAAAUUUGAUCCAAAUGGUAUAAUGAGUAAUUCUUUAUUAAAAAAGUUAGGAUUGACACCUGACGGAAAAGUAACAGACUAUGCUGACUAUGGAGUUUUAGAAAUUAUUAGUGAAAAGCUUAAAGAGGG